Messenger RNA from Copidosoma floridanum, 387 nucleotides. RefSeq lists its product as uncharacterized. The record is from RefSeq and is a predicted model, not a curated record. NCBI's taxonomy places the organism in Eukaryota, Metazoa, Arthropoda, Insecta, Hymenoptera, Encyrtidae.
AUGGAUAAACAAAUCUGGAGCCUUUAUCAGGGCUACACUUCCGGCCAGUCAAUUGAAAUAAAAGUCGAAAUAACAGCUAAUCACUUGGGUUACUUUGAAUUUUCCCUCUGUCCUCUUAACUCAAGCAAAGACAUCGAGACGGAGGAGUGCUUUGAUGCACAUCCCAUUCAUCUAGCUGAUGGCAAUCUACGUUACCAAUUGGGAAAACGUGGCGGUUUCAUAAAAAUCCAAGCUGUCCUUCCAGAAAAUAUGAAAUGUCCUCAUUGCGUCUUAAGGUGGCACUACCGCACUGGAAACAAUUGGGGUAUUUGCAAGGAUCGCACUGGGAGACUUGGCUGUGGUAACCAGGAAAUAUUCCGCGGAUGCGCUGAUGUAUCAAUUAUUUAA